AUGACUCUCGUCAACAGUGAUCCAAGCCGCAUGAAUUUAAGUUUUUCCGGAUGCGGAUUUUUAUGUCUAUAUCACGGGGGUGUUGCAGCAGCCAUUAAAGAGUACGCCCCACAACUCAUCCAAGAAAACACAAUAUCCGGAGCAUCAGCAGGCGCAAUUGUAGCAGCAGCCCUUGUCACCAAUGUCUGCAUCUCCCAAGCAACAUCAACGAUGCUCCGUAUUGUACGCGAGGCCCGUUCGAGCUCGCUGGGCGUUAUUUCGCCAAAUUUUGAUUUGAUGGGAUUGGUGAGGGAGGAGAUCAAAAGAUAUUUACCGCCCGACGCCUAUAUAAAAUGCUCGGCCCGCUUGAAAAUUUCGGUGACCCGGUGGAGCGACAAGAAGAACGUGAUUCUUGAUGAUUUCAGCUCAAAUGAUGAACUAGUUGAUGCCAUCACUUGCUCGUGCUUCAUCCCUGGAGUAUGCGGCGUCAUCCUCCCCACAUUCCGAGGCGAAAAAUACCUGGAUGGCGGAUUCUCCGAUAAUCUGCCCCAAUUCGAUGAUCACACGGUUACAGUAUCCCCAUUUUCCGGGGAAAGCGACAUCUGCCCACCGGAUUGGGAAUCGGCUAGCUUCUUUGGAAUGAUGUACAGCGAGACGUCGAUCCGUUUCACGACAAUGAACCUAUUCCGGUUGAUAGCCGUUUUGAUGCCGCCAACACUGGAGGACUGCACAAAGAUGUGCCUUCAGGGUUUCUCGGAUACAGUUCGAUUCCUCACCAAAAAUAGUAUGGCACCUUGCAUCAAAUGCCUGACGAUCCAGACGAAUAUGGCACAUCCUAUGCCAAAUCCACCGCCGUCUCAGGCUUCUAUGAUCUCGAACACGUCAUCUUCUGAGACUGCCCGUGCCUUUUCUCCCCCCAUUCGAUCAAAAACCAGGACUGCAAAUCAUGCCGCUCAUGCAGCAAGACGAAAACUAGACUCCGAAUGCGAUACUUGUGGCGAUAGCGAGCACAUGCACAAUGCCGAAGAUCUUGUGUUCCCGUCGAUUAUUCAACGGACUUUCGAUGAAGCUCGCAAAGCGGAAGAAACAUUCCUGAAAUGGCUGUGCUCUUUCUGGGUGAUCAAAUGCACACGGAUGGCGUUUGGCAUCUCCAAAUAUCCAUUGGACGUGAUGAUCCUGUUCGCAAAAAGGAUCACCUCCUACAUCCGCUCGAUCGCCAUCCCACAAUGGCUUUACAACAAAUUUGCCGAAAUCGUCGACCUCAUCUAUCAGGAAAUCGACAAGCAGAGGAACCAAUUAUCAGCCAAAUUCUCCUGCCAAUUGGCCGUCACCCAAACUGGUUACGAAAUGGGUGCCCAAAUCUCCCAUAAGGAGCACUUUGGCGAGAUUGAACUCAACGAAGAUGCUAGAAGAGAAUUGGCUGUGUUGCGCGAAAAGGAGAAGAAGCUUGGGCAAAAGAAAUUGUCGAGGACAUCUCGUUCCUCUCGAACAAGCAUGGAUCAAUCCGAUUCCCGGAAGGCCUCUGUCAUUUCACGAUCUCCGACUAUUGGCUCUCAACACGCCGAAGAAGAUUCAAUCUCACAAGCCAUCGAAUAUACAAACACUCACGAUGCUGUUUACGCCUUCCAUUAUGUCGAUGAGAACAACAAGGUUCGCAACGUGGAACUGUUCAAUAUGGAUAACAACCAACUCAGCCCACCACUUCCGGCAUUGAAUCGUGGCGUAAGCAACCCUUUGCCCGAGGAAGACGAGGAAGAUUACGAAAUGGAGGAAGCCCUGCCCUCCACCUCAUCUCUUCCAGUCCCGAUAAUCGAAAAGAAAGGCGACGAAAAUGACUCUGGUCUAUCGGUGGAAGAGAGUGCAGCCAGUUCCAAAAGGGACGCUUGCUGUUCGCCUGUACGCCAUCUAUCGCUUUCCAGAACCCGUGGAAGUCAUCAAAAGCGGGGGGCAGCUGCCUUGCAACCAUCUAGAAAGUCGCAAGUUGUAAGUGUGCGUGAUCUGGCUGCUUCCUCGGAUUCUGACGGAGAAGCCGGCGAAACCUUCUUCGUACCCCGUGGCCGUCAACGCACCACGUCGUUAGAAUAUGAAGGUGACCCGGAGCAAAGUGAUAAUGAACCAAAAAGUUCC
This is a messenger RNA of Mesorhabditis spiculigera, 2106 nucleotides long. The record is from the annotation of a GenBank genome assembly. Lineage: Eukaryota; Metazoa; Nematoda; Chromadorea; Rhabditida; Rhabditidae.